CCAAAAUAGAAGUGACAUUCCAAUAUCGCGCCCUUCAGUGUAAAUAAACAUUUUCUAAUAUCUCGAAACCAUCGGGAUGACGUCCUUAAAGCAACUCAUAUCGCUCGUCAUAGCGAUAACCGCCUUCGCCUAUACUUUUUACUCAAUGGGAAAAUUGAUAAUGUUCCUGUCAGCGCCCACCAAAGUGCGGAAGGAAUACGUUUGGGUCCUGAAUCUCCUGGACAACAAGUCGCGCCUGCAAACGGCCUUCGUUGCGAUCCUUUUGGACACUGCCUACAUAAUUGUGUUUAUUCUGCAACACAGCGUGAUGAAGUCGCAGAUUGUGAAGAGUAUAAUUUAUAAAGUUGGACUAGGAGUGGCUGAGAGGGCUAUUUACAGCCUCACGUCCGCCAUAUGCUUGCUGUAUUUAAUCGACAACUGGAGGCCAGCACCUACCAUCAUCCUGUGGCAAGUGGACGUGGCUAACAGCAACGCGCUGUACUGGACGUUCAUUCUCAUUCACGCGCUCGCCUGGAUAAUCAUCUACGGAGGAAGCAUCAUCAUGGACUUACCGGAAAUCGUGGGCAUCAAGCAGGUGUACUACGACAUGAAGAAUUACGCGCCCCCAAUGGCCUACAAGUCCUUCGAAUUAAAGCAUUUGUACGGGCAUGUGCGCCACCCUUCCUUCAUUGGACUGACUACAGUUCUCUGGGUCACGAACCUGAUGAGCAUUGACCGCUUAGUCCUUGCCAGUCUACUCACGCUGUACAUGUACGUCGCCUGGUCCACGGAUCACAACGACGUCAUCUACCAGAAAUGCCAGCUGACGAGGAAGCAGACGGAACUGAAGCACCAGCGAUACUAGAAGCCGGAGUCAAGGAGCAUCUGAGCUCGGGGAACACUGCCUAACAAUUGCAUGCACUCAUUUACGCUGGAAACUUGACACUUACUCAUCCUGUUAAGCGUGGAAAUAAUCUCUGCUCGCUUUAUAGUGCCUAAGCUAACUCAAUGACUAAUAAAACACGUUUUGGGUAAAA
Molecule: messenger RNA, 1016 nt
Organism: Hermetia illucens (black soldier fly)
Lineage: Eukaryota; Metazoa; Arthropoda; Insecta; Diptera; Stratiomyidae
Product: nurim homolog
Exons: 3
Coding region: 77-844 (255 amino acids)
Cellular component (GO): nuclear membrane
Source: RefSeq, a predicted model, not a curated record